UUCGUUAAGUGCCCUAUUUCCCUGAAUUAUCUUAAAAGGCUAUAAAUUACCAACCACGAGAAAAUUUUGAAACACUUGUAGUUACUGAAAAACCUUUGAACAAUGAGAUACAGCAUAUUGUUCUUUUUGGUGAUGUCUUCACUCUCUUUCUGCAUGGCUGACCCAAAAGCAGAUUGGCAAAAAAAAAGGCAAAAAGUCCAAGAUACAUGUCAGAAAAACUCUAAAAUUGAUCCAAAAAUCGUAGAAGACAUCAAAACCAAUGGCCAAUUUCACGACCCAGACAAAAAAGUCAAGGAUUUCUUUUACUGUUUGGAAGUUUAUCACGAAUUCAUCGACCUGCAGGGAAAUUUACAAUUGGAGACGGUAAAGAAACACCUAAAGGCGGUUGGUGUGUCUGAUGAGAAGAUAAACGAAGUAACCAAGAGAUGUGCGAUCAAAGACAAAGUUAAGGAUACUUCGUUAAUGGCCGUUGCUUAUUUUCAGUGCUAUGCUAGGCACUUACCUAGAGAUGUAUUAGUUAUUUGAAUUGGAUAAAUAUAUGCCAAAGUUCAUUU
Harmonia axyridis is the source of this 554-nucleotide messenger RNA. RefSeq lists its product as uncharacterized. The coding region runs from base 103 to 525 and encodes 140 amino acids. NCBI's taxonomy places the organism in Eukaryota, Metazoa, Arthropoda, Insecta, Coleoptera, Coccinellidae. The transcript has 2 exons. Gene Ontology annotation, molecular function: odorant binding. The record is from RefSeq and is a predicted model, not a curated record.